UAACUUUCAUAUUCUGAGAAAUGAUGUUACUGGCAGAUAGAAAUACAAGUGGGACCACGUUUACCCUCUUGGGCUUCUCAGAUUACCCAGAACUGCAAGUCCCACUCUUUCUGGUUUUUCUGGCCAUCUACAGUGUGACUGUGGUAGGGAAUAUUGGGUUGAUUGUGAUCAUCAGAAUCAACCCCAAGCUGCACACCCCCAUGUACUUUUUCCUCAGCCACCUCUCCUUUGUGGAUUUCUGCUAUUCCUCCAUCAUUGCUCCCAAGAUGUUGGUGAGCCUCAUUGUCAAAGACAGAACCAUUUCAUUUUUAGAAUGUGUAAUACAAUUCUUUUUCUUCUGUACCUUUGUGGUCACUGAAUCCUUUUUAUUAGCUGUGAUGGCCUAUGAUCGUUUCGUGGUCAUUUGCAACCCUCUGGUCUACACAGUUGCCAUGUCCCAGAAACUCUGUGUGGUGCUGGUUGUGGGAUCCUAUGCCUGGGGAAUCACAUGUUCUGUGAUACUGACGUGCUCUGCUUUAAAGUUAUCUUUUCAUGGUUUCAACACAAUCAAUCACUUCUUCUGUGAGUUAUCUUCCCUGAUAUCACUCUCUUGCUCUAAUACUUCCCUCAACCAGUGGCUGCUUUUCUUUUUUGCCACCUUUAAUGAAGUCAGCACACUACUCAUCAUUCUCACAUCUUAUGUGUUCAUCGUUGUAACCAUCCUCAAGAUGCGUUAUAGUGGGCACUGCAAAGCCUUUUCCACCUGUGCCUCCCACCUGACCGCCAUCACCAUCUUCCAUGGCACCAUCCUCUUCCUCUACUGUGUGCCCGACUCCAAAAACUCCAGGCACACAGUCAAAGUGGCCUCUGUGUUUUACACAGUGGUGAUCCCUAUGUUGAAUCCACUGAUCUACAGUUUGAGAAAUAAAGAUGUCAAGGAUACAGUCACCAAGAUACUGGACACCAAAGUCUUCUCUUGUUGAGCCUGUUACUUCAGUGGAGUUUGUCACAUAUAUAAAUAGUGUGUCCAUAUUUACUGAUCUUAAAUCUAUCUUUACAAAUACAUAGAGUUAAGGUUGUUCAACUGAACGAAAUGGAUUUUGUUUUCAACAGACUAAACUUAACUCUGCCUCUUACCUUCUGAGAAACAACAAUAGUCUCUCUAAUCGUUGCUAUUUCAUUUAUGAAAUUAGUAUAACGUGGGUUAGAUCAUAGUUUGAUUGUGAAAGGUUAAAAUAUAAUGAACACCUUGUGUAAGUCCAUGAACAUUAUUAAUUCUAUAUCCCUUUCUUAUAAAAUACCAGGAAUAAACUAAGUGCUCAAUAAACGUAUGAAUUUCUUUUAUAAAUGUGCAAAAUAUGUUAAAGAAGAGAUAGUCCUCGUCCUCAAGGAUGCAAAGCUGUGUUGAUAAUAGGACAAUGAAGAAGUGGCUAUUGUAUAAGGCAAAAAUUGAUAAGUACCAAAGAGAGUUUGAGAGAAGAGAAAGUUCAAAUCCAUUUAGGAAUUUUAGAAGGAUGUCUUAAUGAAAUAGGUAUUGUUUGAAACUGGCUUUUGAAAAGGAUAUGGGCAGAGUUUAGGAGACACAUUUCAGUGAGAAAAGGGUUUUAUUUGGGAGAAAACAAUGUGAGUGAAACUAAGGAGAUAAGAAUGCAAUACACAGUCAAAGAUCAAAGAUCUAGUAUGUAUUUUAUUGAGCUAACAUAACAGAAUGUGUGUCUGCUGUGUUAUGUAUAUAGGUACUCGACAUGAAUGGAAAUUUUAAUACAUAUGGGCUAUAUCCUGACUGUGUUUUUAAAGGAGCUCUAGUGAGAUAGUCUAAUAAACUAAAAUAGACUUUUCCAGAAGCUGAGAAAUAAUGGAUCAGAUCUUAGAAAAUCUUAUGUACCAAAUUAGGGAUGACAAACACCUGCCCAACAUGUAUGUCACACUGUUAGACAUCACAAACAGUAUCAAUCCAUUAUGACUUUUUUUCUUUUAUGAUAAGCAUGGAAAUAAUCUCUGAAUCCU
Messenger RNA from Cebus imitator (Panamanian white-faced capuchin), 1986 nucleotides. Its product is annotated as olfactory receptor 5D18. Gene Ontology annotation, cellular component: membrane. The record is from RefSeq and is a predicted model, not a curated record. The coding region runs from base 21 to 962 and encodes 313 amino acids. Gene Ontology annotation, molecular function: olfactory receptor activity; G protein-coupled receptor activity; odorant binding. Gene Ontology annotation, biological process: sensory perception of smell; G protein-coupled receptor signaling pathway. Lineage: Eukaryota; Metazoa; Chordata; Mammalia; Primates; Cebidae. The transcript has a single exon.